AUGGAGCUUCUUGGCGUGUGGGAUCUGGGGUACUUGGCGUGGACUAAGGCUACCGAUCUCACAAAACAUGCUCGGUCAAGGAGCGUGAUGACCGGAGAGCAGAUGGCGGCCUUUCACCCUGCAUCCACCCCCAACCCGCUGGAAAGGCCCAUCAAGAUGGGCUGGUUGAAGAAGCAGAGGUCCAUCGUGAGAAACUGGCAGCAGAGGUACUUCGUGCUGAGGGCACAGCAGCUCUGUUACUACAAGGACGAGGAGGACGUAAAGCCACAGGGCUGCAUGUAUCUACCUGGAAGUACAAUCAAGGAGAUCGCCACAAAUCCAGAAGAAGCAGGGAAGUUUGUCUUCGAAGUCAUUCCAGCCUCAUGUGACCAGAGUCGUACAGGACAGGAUUCCUAUGUCCUCAUGGCCAGCUCCCAGGCGGAAAUGGAGGAGUGGGUUAAAUUCCUUAGGAGAGUCUCUGGCACGCCCUCUGGAGCUGUGUUUGGCCAGCGCUUGGAUGAGACCGUGGCUUAUGAGCAGAAGUUCGGCCCCCACCUGGUGCCCAUCCUGGUGGAGAAGUGUGCCGAGUUCAUCCUGGAGCAUGGUCUGAAUGAAGAGGGCAUCUUCCGACUGCCUGGGCAGGACAACCUGGUGAAGCAGCUGAGAGAUGCUUUUGACGCGGGGGAGCGGCCCUCCUUUGACAGAGAUACAGAUGUCCACACGGUGGCCUCCCUGCUGAAGCUCUACCUCCGAGACCUCCCAGAGCCCGUGGUUCCCUGGAGCCAGUACGAUGGGUUCCUGCUCUGUGGGCAGCUCAUGAAUUCAGAUGAGGCAAAGCCACAGCUGCCUGCAGGGCCUACAGUUCCUGUCUGCAACAUCACAAAGCUCUUCACCAGCAGGAGUUUUGAUCCUCAGGCCCAGCAGGAGUUGAUAAAACAGCUCUCUCUUCUUCCCCGAGACAACUAUAGCCUCCUGAGCUACAUCUGCAGGUUCCUCCAUGAAAUCCAGCUGAACUGUGGAGUUAACAAAAUGAGCGUGGACAAUCUGGCUACUGUGAUUGGUGUGAAUCUCAUCAGGUCGAAGGUUGAGGACCCUGCUGUGAUCAUGAGAGGGACUCCUCAAAUCCAAAGAGUGAUGACUAUGAUGAUCAGAGACCAUGAAGUCCUUUUCCCCAAGUCCAAGGAUGCACCUUUAUCCCCCCCUGCCCCCCAAAACGACCCCAAGAAACCUCCAGUUGCACGAAGCUCUGUGGGCUGGGAUGCCACUGAGGACUCUCCAAUUUCUAGGACAGACAGUGCCAGUGACUCAGAUGCAACCAGCCCCACUGGACAACAGCCGAACGACGGGUGUCUAGAAGACAAAACAUCCAGGGACAAGCCAGGAGAUUGGAAGCUGCAAUCACGAAAAAGGACUCAGACACUCCCAAACCGGAAAUGCUUCUUGACCUCCGCUUUGCAAGGUGCCAACAGCUGCAAAGCAGAGAUCUUUAAAAAUGAAUUCUGGUCAUCUUCUUCGGAGGCAAAGGCUGGGGAUGGGCACAGGAGAACGAUGUCUCAAGGCAUGCCGCAGUUUUUCGACUCCCAGCGGACUUCUACCUAUGAUAACGUCCCCACCCAGCCCGGGUCCCCUGGGGAUGAAGCCAGUACACUCUCACCCCAGGCCUGUGACUCCAAGAGAGAUGCUCUUGCCAGCCUAAACUCUGAAACUGGGCCUGGGAAAAAAAUCUCUGGUGAAGAGGAACUUGAAUCUUUGCAGAGGAUGGUCCAGGAGCUGCAAAAGGAAAUAGAAACACAGAAGCAAAUGUAUGAGGAACAGAUUAAAAACCUCGAGAAGGAAAAUUAUGACGUGUGGGCUAAGGUGGUGAGGCUCAGUGAAGAACUGGAGAAUGAGAAGAAGAAGUCAGCAGCCUUGGAAAUCAGCCUCCGCAACGUGGAACGCUCCCGGGAGGAUGUGGAGAAGAGAAACAAGGCCUUGGAAGAGGAGGUCAAGGAGUUUGUCAAAUCGAUGAAGGAACCCAAGAUCGAUGCUUGAGGAUCCCAGGAACCACAGAGACCGCCUGCAGAGACCCAGCAUUGCUGCCUUUCUUGCUGCUAACCAAUAGCCAGGAAGCAACAUCACUCCCUAAGAAGGUAGACAACAUUUGGAGGGGGAAAACAUCACAUUUCCCAAUAAAUAGAUCAGUGGAGUUUGCAGGAAGAUAAGAGUGAGUGGGAACUUGUGUGGACAGCUCUGAGCCCCUGGGGCUGUAUUAGAAAGGAUUGCAUUAUUCCACGGUGGUUUCAGCUGAGUGAAACGGCACCUUCCACAACCGGAUGGCUGUGUCCAGUGGAGACUGACGCAGGCCACAGGCAAUAGGCUGCCCUUGACACAGGCUGGACUGAAGUGUUAGCUGUGUUUCCGUUGUGGAACAACUUGCUUGGUCAGAUAUCUGACUGGGAUGUCUCUGAGACACAGGGGCCAAAAAUAAUAUUCAGCUUUUGAGUUCUCUGCCUUGGGGGUGGGGAACUGUGUUUUGAAGGGCUGCACCUGCUGAAGCUGGGACCCCAUUCUGCCACCCCCCACCAUGAGGCAUACUCUCCAUGGCUGGAAACUCAAAAUUAGUGUUAGGCAAAGACAAACCAAGCAAUAAACUGUAUUUAUGAAAGCA
Budorcas taxicolor (takin) is the source of this 2626-nucleotide messenger RNA. RefSeq names its product Rho GTPase activating protein 25 (gene ARHGAP25). Gene Ontology annotation, molecular function: GTPase activator activity. NCBI's taxonomy places the organism in Eukaryota, Metazoa, Chordata, Mammalia, Artiodactyla, Bovidae. The transcript has 12 exons. The record is from RefSeq and is a predicted model, not a curated record. Bases 1 to 2010 code for a protein of 669 amino acids. Gene Ontology annotation, biological process: signal transduction; phagocytosis, engulfment; negative regulation of small GTPase mediated signal transduction. Gene Ontology annotation, cellular component: phagocytic cup.